Etheostoma cragini (Arkansas darter) is the source of this 2600-nucleotide messenger RNA. RefSeq names its product BCL2 like 13 (gene bcl2l13). Lineage: Eukaryota; Metazoa; Chordata; Actinopteri; Perciformes; Percidae. Gene Ontology annotation, biological process: apoptotic process; regulation of apoptotic process. The record is from RefSeq and is a predicted model, not a curated record. Gene Ontology annotation, cellular component: mitochondrion. The coding region runs from base 358 to 1986 and encodes 542 amino acids. The transcript is spliced from 8 exons.
UGGCUUUAAAGUUACCGUUAACGCUAUCAUUUUAAAUAGUUGGAACACCGUCCGCUUAUUGUGUGUUAUUUUGAAGGUUAUGACAGGAAAUGUGGUGCUGUAUUCUCUCUAGCUUGUGAAGCUUCCAAAGCACACUGUGCUAGGACUGUGCUACUGCUGCCUCCUGCUGCCUCCUAUCAGUGGUGGACUGCCUCUUCAGCUACUACUACUGCUGCUGCUGCUGCAAGGGAGUGUGUCGCACAUUUCCCUUAUAUCAGGCGUUUGUCAGCACCUGGUUGCCUUUGGACAAGGACGGUGAGACGUCCAGCUUUGACUGUAAGAACGAAUGUGCCCGAGAGUCUGACACAAGUCUGUUCAAUGGCUACCUCAGGCCCCACCUCUUCUGCUUCCAUCACUGCCACUGUGCCUGAGGGUUUCCAUUAUGAAACCAAGUACAUUGUGCUUAACUAUCUGGGAAUGCUGCCUGUUAGUAGAUCACAAGCACUAACAACAGCUCAAGGGAGAGAAACAUCUGACUUGGAACGACAUGCCCGGAACGAGAAAGAAAGGAGCACAAUAAUAAAAGCACAUGAGGAAGAGAUGAGGAAACUGGACGAUGAAAUUGCUGAUUCCUUUUCCACAACAGGCUUCGACCGGCAAACGUCGCUGGUGUUUAAUCCAGUCGCCCCAGAGACCUCGAUUGAAGACUGCCUUGCUACAAUGGGAGACCGGCUGGCCGUGGGCCUUGACACACACUUGGCAGCAGCCGUGUACACGCUCCUUGCAGGACCUCUGGACUACCAGAGUUUCAGAGAUGUAACACAGGAUCUCUCAGCACAUGCACAGGCAGGCUGGAGCAAUGUGCUAGUACCUUUGGUGCUGCUUCAGGCUCUACAAAGUGAGGGCGAGUCACUGACAACUCUGUUGCGGCUGGGGGUGCGCUACCUAGAAGAGGAAAAAGCUAGCUACAUCAUCCAGCAAGGGGGAUGGGGUGAAAUAUUCAGCCUUGAGUCAGAGGAGGAGCGUGGUGUGACCAUUGCUGAAGACAGCAACGACAUUUACAUCCUCCCUGACCAGCUCAGCCCCCCGUCCUCCCUGCUCUGCACUGGAGACAACAGCAGUGAGCAGAGUUCCUGGCAGACAGAAAGCUUACCCGUGUCGCUGGCCGGCCACGAGUCUUGGGCACAGGUUGGUGCGAUGGACCCCGAAGACGUCAAGAGCCUGGACAGCAAUGAGGGCGUGGCUCUAGCUGAGGAGCGCAGCGAAAACAACUCCUCAAACUCGGACAUUGUCCACGUUGAGCGCGAAGAUGCUGAGCUGCUGGAGGAAGGAGGGGAAGUCGGAGGAAUAGACGAAAGCAUGAUGAGUGUUUUAGGCUCAGAGAGUGAGCUAGCCGAGCUUAGGGAAGAAUUCAGGGACCAGUCUCCACCUGUUCCAGUGUCAGCUGAGGCAGCCCCGGCCUCCCUGCUUUCACUAGAGGAACCAGUUGUAAUAGAGAAGCCUGCAAGCUUGUCGGCAGAGCCUUCCCACCUCUCCUUAGAACCAGAGCUGCCUCCCCCGGUCCCUGAAGCUGCUGCUCCCCCUCCUUCUGAACCAGAACCUGCAGCACGUGCAUCUGUUCCUGCAGUUGAACCAGAGUCUGAGCCAGAACCAGCUGCCCCCACCGCCCCAGUGCCUGCUGAGGUGGCACCACCACCUCUAGCCGUGGAAACCCCGGCAGAACCAGCAGAUCCUGAACCCACCUCAGAACCAGCUCCUGAACCAGAACAGGAGCCGGAGCCCGUCACCGUGCCUCCCGAGCCAGAGACUGUGGCAGAGCCAGAGGCCCUGUCUGCUGCCCCCCUUGUGCUAGAGGCUGCAGUGGCCCCUGUAGAACCCCAGCCCGAGGAGCCCCCAGUGCAGCCGAAGCCGGAACCAGAGCUCCCAAUGCUGCUUUAUGGAGGUGCUGCACUGGUGGUCCUCGCUGCUGUAAUGGCAUACGGUGCCGUAAACUACAGGAGGCAUUAAAAAAAUGGUCUCAGGGGAGAAUGCAAAUUACAAGAGGUUAAGGUAGGAAUAAAUGUAUUGUUUUGGAUUUAUUAAACAGCUGUUUUUUGUUUUUAUUUGCAAUGCUUCUGAAGGUUUCAAAUCAGUGAACCCCCCCUCAGCAAACCCAAAUCUCACCUCGGCACACCCACAACCUUACUGCUGGGAGUCCUGGCUGCCCCACUGCACCAGGAGCAAACACAGAAAGGCGAUAACAAUGCACUCCACUGUUCUCCUUAGCUUUGAUUUUGCUCUCUUACCUUUUGGAUUAACUCACACUUUUGUGUUGAAAUUCUCAAGACUCCAGUUCUUUAUCUCCUAGAUUGGAAAUACUUUCAUCCUUCUUCUUCUAGUUUUGCUUUCCGUUGUGUCUGUGGCUCACCGUUAAUAGUUUGUACCAUUUGAGUGACCUUAUCUACAUGCAACAUUUUGCUGAGCAAGUAAACCUCAUAGCCCACUCUACUGCUGCUGUGGGUUUUCUGGCUUUCUCUCUUUGUAUGCAGCAAAGUGGCAUUUACUUAUUUCCCCUCUAAUUGUGAUGAAUUAAUCUGAUUCUUUCCCUGAAUAGCAAACCAAAUGUAUGAUGCUGGAAUGGG